GAAUUAUUAUUCACUGAACUAUUGUCACUGAUAUAUCAUAUCCGUUACUAUUGUACAACAAGUUUGUAAGUCAAAAGAUGGCGAUUCAAAUCAGACUGACUCGGUUAAACGUAAAUUCUUAAUUAGGAGCUUUGCAACGAAUCGAAAGUAAAAUUAUACAAUAGAUCAUAACGCGGAAGAAUAUUAUGAUUCGUUGCCAGAGCAUGCGGAUUGAAAAAGGUCCUCUAUUUUUAACAUACGCCGAAAAUGGAACGUGAGGGCUGCAACGUUUUGUUCGAAAGCAUUGAUGGAUUUGCACGUAUGGCAGAAGAGCAGUCUGACAAGGAUGCCGCUUCAACUUUGAGAGGAUUCCUAGAGUAUGUCGACACCUUCGCGAAUGCAAACACUAAAAUCAAGAGCAAGGAUUCGAUAAAGACAGAAGAUGCUAGCGCUGCUGAUGUGAUUCAGCAAAAAUUCACAAACACGAAUCUUACAGAUUUAAUGGAAAAAGAAACUAUGCUAAAAUCAGCCGUACAAUACAUCGCUCUGGCAGAAAUGCAAGGUCCGUUCAACGAAGGGAACACAGAAGAAGAUUGGCAGCUGAAUGAAAGAAAUCAGACCCUAUACCGCUGCGCAAUAUGUCAGGUUCAAUUUUCGAGUCGUGUUUCACUGGACAGGCACAUCGUAGACUUGCACCUAGGUACAACAGGCCGUUUCCAAUGCGAUGUUUGUCAUAAGGAGUUUUCCCGUGUAUCAGAUUUAGCCAGGCACAAGCUGAUACACACAGGCGUGAAGCCAUUCCAAUGCAAUACUUGCCAGAAGCAAUUUUCCCGACAGGAUCAUCUUAAGCAGCACAUACUUAGUCAUUCGCAAUGUUCGGAUGGCGAGUUUUUUGCCUUCGACAACGGCUUGAACAGAUGCACAAUAUGCCACAAACAGCUUUCUCGUCCUCAGCACCUAAGGACCCACAUGCGUCAGCAUUUGGGCACACUGUUCGAGUGCGACAAAUGUAGCAAAAGAUUUUCUCGGGCUUCGCAUCUCAGAGCUCACAUGAGACUCCACUUGGGUACGUGUUUUAGAUGUGAGAUAUGCCAAAAGGAAUUCUCCCGACCAUCUGACUUAGAUAGACAUAAACUUACACAUCUGGAUAAGAAAUUAUUUGAUUGCCCCACGUGCCAGAAAAAGUUCUCCAGAAAAGACAACUUGAAAAAGCACAUGCUUUCCCAUGUUGAAUCGAUACCGACAAACCAAGAAAGCCAUGAAAACACUGGCUUCGACAUAAAUAUGGGCGAUGACAAUUCUUGUUUAAAUUUAAGAAAGAGUUUCCCAUUGCCAUCGCACGUAGAAGGACACACAACUAGUCCCGAGAGCAACACAAGGUGCCACGAAUGUCAUGUUUGCCGAAAGCAUUUUGCAAGGAAAGACCAUCUGAAGAGACAUAUCGCCUCACACAAGAUCUGCCCCCAUCAUCAGAGCCCAAAUUGUGCAGGUUGUCAGGCGGUGAAAGAAGAGACAUUGCUGCAGGUAGAUUCGGCCACUUAUGAGUGCAGGGAAAGAUCGAGCAACUGCGACCUCUGCAGUGUACAAUUUGCCAGCACAUAUAAUUUUGGAAAUGACGUUUGCGCGCAUAACUGGCGGGACAAAAGAUUUGAGUGUGCGGUUUGCGAGAAGCGUUUCAACAAAAAGGUUCGAUUAAAAGAACACGUUCGCAGUCAUGGGGAUCAAAAGUUUUCUUCGUUUAACGGUAGAGACAAGGAAGAAAACAGGUGUAAUAUAUGCCAUAAACAAUUGUCACGACCCGAACACUUGAAAGCACACAUGCGGUUGCACUUAGGCACACUCUUCAAGUGUGAUUCAUGUGGAAAAGAGUUCUCCCGAUUGUCAGACUUGGACAGACACAAACUAGUGCACUCGGGACUCAAACGAUUCAUAUGCAUCAUUUGCCAUAAGCAGUUUUCCCGCAAGGAUUACUUGAAGAAUCACAUGCUAUCGCAUGCCAAUCAAAAGUCGUUCGAAUGUGACAAGUGUAAAAAACGAUUUAUGCAUUUCUCUAAUUUAAGAAAUCACCUUCAUCUCCAUCUAACUGAGUAACUGAAUAAUUUUGGCAAUUGUUUUUGAUGAUAUAGUGAUGAAUAGAUACACAAGUAUCUAAAACUUUUUUUACACUGUUCAGUGUAGCUAUCGGCACUCAUAUUUUAUAAAACAAUUAGAAUUAUGAGAGAAAUUGGUGAUCAAAGAUAACAUAAGCAAAGUUUAUCUUCUUCAUCUCGCUUUUGUUUAAGGGGUCAUUCUAGUCUAGAGGCUUAAACUUGGG
Diprion similis is the source of this 2293-nucleotide messenger RNA. RefSeq names its product zinc finger protein 845-like. Bases 247 to 2070 code for a protein of 607 amino acids. NCBI's taxonomy places the organism in Eukaryota, Metazoa, Arthropoda, Insecta, Hymenoptera, Diprionidae. The transcript is spliced from 3 exons. The record is from RefSeq and is a predicted model, not a curated record.